This is a messenger RNA of Opisthocomus hoazin, 987 nucleotides long. The record is from RefSeq and is a predicted model, not a curated record. NCBI's taxonomy places the organism in Eukaryota, Metazoa, Chordata, Aves, Opisthocomiformes, Opisthocomidae.
AUGGCCAGUCAAAGACUAACUGGGCGCUUCAGAGGAUCAGAAACGCACAAAGUUUACAGGCAGAAACUGGAGGAAGUCACCAGCUUGCAGACGGCCUGCAGCAGCUCCAUACACCGGCAGAAGAAGACGCUAAGGGAUCUGAAGCACAGCCUGCAACGGUGCAAGCCCAGAGCGAGUCCUGAAGAGUUUGCUGUCAUUCAGGAGAUCAGCACCCAGAUCAAGGAGAGGCAAAAUGCCUUCUUCGACAUGGAAGCCUACUUGCCGAAGAAGAACGGCUUGUACUUAAAUCUGGUGCUGGGAAACGUGAAUGUAACUCUCCUGAGUAACCAAGCAAAGUUCGCCUACAAAGACGAGUAUGAGAAGUUCAAACUUUAUCUGACGAUAAUCUUGUUACUGGGGGCCAUCGCCUGCAGGUUUAUUCUCCACUACAGGGUGACAGAUGAAGUGUUUAACUUUCUGUUAGUGUGGUAUUACUGCACGCUGACGAUACGGGAAAGCAUUCUCAUUAGCAAUGGAUCAAGGAUCAAAGGCUGGUGGGUGUCUCAUCACUACGUCUCCACGUUCCUGUCUGGAGUAAUGUUAACGUGGCCAGAUGGACUCAUGUAUCAAAUGUUUCGCAGUCAAUUUUUAGCAUUUUCAAUAUUUCAGAGCUGCGUUCAGUUCCUACAGUAUUAUUAUCAAAGGGGCUGCCUUUAUAGACUCCGUGCUUUGGGGGAGAGAAACCACUUGGACCUUACAGUAGAAGGAUUUCAGUCCUGGAUGUGGCGGGGGCUGACGUUUCUCCUUCCCUUCUUGUUCUUUGGGCAUUUCUGGCAGCUAUAUAAUGCAAUCACGCUUUUUGGAUUGUCGAGGCAUAAGGACUGCAAAGAAUGGCAGGUUUUUGUGUUGGCUUUCACGUUUCUGCUGCUCUUCCUUGGCAACUUCCUCACUACUCUCAAAGUGGUGCACACUAAACUCCAGAAAAACAAAGACAAAAUGAAGAAACAG